GUGAUCUGAUGAAUGGUCCUAGAACACCUCCUUUUUAUUUUUUUAUUCUCUUGCUUGGUGUAACCAGCACAAUUGUUUAAAAUAUCAUCUAUGAGUUAAUGCCUUUUAAGAGUAGGCAGCCAGUCCUAAUUUCUUUGAAUCUCAAACUCAAUUUUCAACUGCUUAUUUGGCAUCUGCAAUUGGAUGUCCAAGAAAUGUUUCAAGCUUAGUAUGUACAAAUCAAAGCAAAGUUAAAGGUAAAAAACUCUUUGAUUCCCAUUUCACUUCUUCCAAUCCAAGCCUCUUCUUUUUCCAGCUAUCUUCUUAGUAAACGUCACUGUCUUGAUUCCUAUUUUCUCCAUAACCAAUCCAUAAAGAAAAUUUUUUUGUCAACUUCUAAAGUGUUUCAAUUCCAUUUUUAUCCAUUUCCACUCUUAGUGUACCUUCUCUUAGCUUUCUCCUGGGUCACCAUGUUAAACUCCUAAAUGGUCUCCCUGCUUCUGCUUCUGCCCCUUGCAGUCUCUCUGGCCAUCAUUUACUUUCCUGUUGAGUUGGUGCUGACAACUGUGGGCAAGGGAGCUGGGCCAAUAAUAGGCUAUUUCCAGAGAAGGCCAAGUUUCUUUGGGCAUCUUCCAUCUUUUAAAGAAAUGCAGCUCACCCAUACAAAGACAUUCCAGAAUCCAUCUACCUUGUCUUCCACACCAGGAUCAUUCAGAUUGUUUCUCAUCUACUUCUAAUUCUUGACUCUCUGGUUUCUUGAGUUUCUUUGCUUUGAACCUGUUCCUUCCAUGGCUGUUAAUGUUGGCUUGGUCUGUUGAUUUAGUCUGAACUCUCUUACAUGGUUUCUGCCUUGUCAGUUCUUGAGGACCUGACUUCUGGGCCCUUUCUCUGCCCUGUAACUUCUCUGUUUUCUAUUCCAUAUCGAGGGAAGGGGCUGCACAUGCAUGUUUUACAGUUGAAGGAAGAAGCCCAUUUUAACUAGAGAAGUCAUGUCAUAUGAUCCUUACUGAAGCCCACAGCAAAUAGCAAACAAAAUGUGGAGCAGUGUUUAUAUCCCUGAACUGUCUAGCAAGGAAAUGGGCUACUUCCUGAGCAUGAGCCCCACCGUCGGGACUCACUCACUGAAAGAUUUUUGUGGUGAUUUCCAACUUAAGAGGUGGGGCCACUGAAAUGCCUUGUUGAGAGUAUUUCUGAUCCUUAGGGUAUGACACCAUAAAUGACAGACAUGUGCUUUGUAUAUCAGAGAGGGAAAUUUGUGAGCAACUAGAUUGUUCAGUAGCUCUUUGGAAGAACCCUCUUUUGACACUUAACUUACUUGAUGGCUAUUAUUUCAACUUGAUGGCUGUUUUUCUUCGGCACCCAGUGUGUGCCAGAUCCAUGCUAGGCACUGGGGAUGCCAUUCUUGUUCCAGGAAGAGGAUAGUGAGAUCUUCUGGCUAUCAUCUCUCAAGGCCUCCUUCCAACCUCAUGGAACUUGGCAGGGAGUCAGUAUCUUGACUGGAUUAUUCCAUGGCAUGAAACUCAAUGGAAUGUCAGGGCCUAGAAAUUUUAUUUCAGAACAAGGUUUGGAGGUAUGUCCUGGUCAGAAUAACCACAUAAGUGGGUCAUGGCCUUACUUUCUUCGGCCAGCAGAAGACCAUUUGUCCAGAAGAUUAUAGGAAACAAAUUAGGAGACCACUCUGUCCCUUAACUGUUAGGUUUUUAGAAUUAUGUAUCUGAAAAUGCUGGAGAAGAGGCACCAUAACAAAUGGGACUGUGUUCACUGGAGUAAUGGGGCUCAGUUGGCUGGGGUGGUGUCAGUGCAGUAGAGAAGAAUGGGCUAGGUAAAUUGUCCAGGACAAGAUAAGCUGGGGGAAAUGUUGUCCUCCAGUGUCAGAAUAAAUAGUCUCAGGCUGAGGAGACAGGUGUAACUGUGGGUCUCAAGGACAGAGAGGUGGGAAGGGGAUUCAAAGAUGAUAGGUUUUGGCUUCAAAAAUGUUCGAGCUGCCCCAAGCUGGUAUGUUUCACUAUUGAUUCAUUUAUUUAUUUUUAUUUUGUUUAUUUAUUUUCAUGUUGUGCUGAAGAUUGAACCCAGUGCCUCACAUGUGCGAGGCAAGAGCUUUGCUGCUGAGCCACAACCCCAGCCCCUAUUGAUUCAUUUAUUAAACAGAUAUUUAUUAUGUAUUUUGUAUACUACAUUUGGCUUUAUAUCUGAAGGAACAAAAAUAAAAUAAAACAAAGUUUCUUGUAUUCAAGUUACAAAGAGUAUGGAGGUUGCCUGAGAGGUGAUGAGUAACCCUCACUGGGAGUAUCGAAGCAGAAACUAGACAAGGGAGGGAACAAGGUGGGACAUAAAAGCAGUGAAUGAUUCAGAUGGUGGUGGUGGUGGUGGUGGGAGUUGGCUAGGAAGGCUUGAAUGAGCUUCCCCUGACCCCCACCCCCCAGAGAGCCAGUGUUCUGGUCAGGGAAUGGGGUGGUUUGAAAUUACAGCAUCUUGGGGCUAGAUAGGAAUGCUAAAGAGAGAGGGUUGGGUUGGGAGAAGCACAAGGGCCUGAUUAUUGGGUGGGUUUGGGCUUAAGUCCCCAAAUCUGUCAGUGCUGAGGAUCACAGCAGACUUUGAAGACCCCGGUAGACAGAGGAGAUCAGAAAUGACUGCUCAGGCAGGAAGGACCAGAGCUUAGAAAGACCACAGUCAGAGCCCAGGGAUCAGGUGGACAGGGGAGGGGGAUGGGCAGGGAGGGUUCUCUCUAAUCUAUUUAGCAGAUUCCUUAGCUUUGGUUUACUAGCACCCCUGCUGUCUCUCCUGCUCCUGCCACCCUUGCUUCUGUCUCAGGGUCUCCAGGAUGAGUGUCAGUAUCUCCUUCAACCGCAGCUGAUUGUCCGGCGUUUGCUGGACGUGGCUGUACUGGUUCCUGGCCGACCCUCAGAGCAAACCCUUUUUCCACACAAUCGCUCAGCUCUGUACAAAGUGCCCACAGCCCAGUCUGUCCCGUGCCCUGGUCCCUGGAGCUGCUAUGAAUAUGCCUCAAUCACUGGGCAACCAACCACUUCCUCCAGAGCCACCAUCCCUGAGGACUCCUGCAGAGGGGCCUGAGGCCACAUCUCCACCUGAGCACUGCUGGCCAGUGCGCCCGACUCUGCGCAAUGAGCUGGACACCUUCUCUGUCCACUUCUACAUCUUCUUUGGACCCAGUGUGGCUCUUCCACCUGAGCGCCCAGCUGUGUUUGCCCUGAGGCUAUUGCCAGUUCUGGACAGUGGAGGUGUCCUCAGCCUGGAGCUCCAGCUCAAUGCGAGCUCUGUGCGCCAAGAAAAUGUGACAGUGUUCGGAUGCCUGACUCAUGAGGUGCCUUUGAGCCUGGGGGAUGCUGCAGUGACCUGUUCCAAAGAAUCCCUGGCUGGCUUCCUGCUCUCAGUCAGUGCCACCUCCAGAAUGGCCAGGCUACGUAUCCCAUUUCCACAGACAGGGACCUGGUUCUUGACUCUCCGCUCCUUGUGUGGUGUAGGGUCUCGGUUUGUGCGGUGUCACAACGCAACUGCUGAAGUGCGGCUGCGCACUUUCCUGUCCCCGUGUGUGGAUGAUUGUGGACCCUACGGCCAGUGCAAGCUGUUGCGUACACACAAUUACCUAUAUGCAGCCUGCGAGUGCAAGGCUGGGUGGCGGGGCUGGGGCUGUACCGACAGUGCCGAUGCACUCACCUAUGGAUUCCAGCUGCUGUCCACGCUUCUACUCUGCCUAAGCAACCUCAUGUUUUUGCCACCUGUGAUCCUGGCCAUUCGGAGCCGGUAUGUGCUAGAAGCUGCCGUCUACACCUUCACCAUGUUCUUCUCAACGUUCUAUCAUGCCUGUGACCAGCCAGGCAUUGUGGUUUUCUGCAUCAUGGACUACGAUGUGCUACAGUUCUGUGAUUUCCUGGGCUCCCUAAUGUCUGUGUGGGUCACUGUCAUUGCCAUGGCUCGGUUACAGCCCGUGGUAAAGCAGGUGCUGUAUUUACUGGGGGCUAUGCUGCUGUCCAUGGCUCUGCAGCUUGACCGACAUGGACUCUGGAACCUGCUUGGACCCAGUCUCUUCGCUCUGGGAAUCUUGGCCACAGCCUGGUACGCAGCGUCCGCCGCCGGCACUGCUACCCACCCACGUGGCGCCGCUGGCUUUUCUACUUGUGCCCAGGCAGCCUUAUUGCAGGCAGUGCUGUCCUCCUGUAUGCUUUUGUGGAGACCCGGGACAACUACUUCUACAUUCAUAGCAUUUGGCAUAUGCUUAUCGCUGGCAGCGUGGGUUUCUUACUGCCUCCUCGUGCCAAGACUGACCACCGGGUCCCGUCUGGAGCCCGGGCCAGGGGCUGUGGAUACCAACUGUGCAUCAAUGAGCAGGAGGAGCUGGGCCUUGUGGGCUCAGGAGGGACCACUGUCAGCAGCAUCUGUGCCAGCUGAGUGGGGCUUUAGGCCAGGCCCCUGAGGUUAUGAACCCUUCCUAGGGAUUUUCCUGGGAAUGUGGAGCCCUCCUGGUGCCAAGAGAUUGUUGUAUUUCUUGAGGACAUGGAGCAUUUCUCAAGGACAUCAAACUCUUCCAGGGACCUGGAGCCCUUCCAAGGACAUGGGGAACUUUCUGAGGGCUUGGAGUUCUUCUGCAACCAUGGAGUCCUUCUUAAGGACUGGAGCUAUGCAGGGCAGAGAGCCCCCUCAGGACCAAGGAGUCCCUCCUAGGGGCAUAGAGCCCCUAGGAUAUGGAGCCCUCCUAUAUAGACACUAGGGAGACACUGCUCUGUUAGGAAUGUGGCAUUGUUCCAGAGGAAAUGGAGUCCAUCUUGGGGAAACUGAAUCUUAAGAUUUUCCCAGAGACUCAGCAACUCUGGCCUCAGGCUUCCUUCCCAGAAGCAGCAUCUGGGCCUGUGCUGUGCUGGAAAGGGAGGAUUGUAGGACAGACGUAACUGGAACUGGGGCUGGGUGGCUGACGUCCUGAAUUGAUGCAGGUGGGAUCUGGAGUGUCUCCAAUGAAGUAUGUGCUGGUUCUGUGCUGCCUUUUUCCCCUGGGCUCAGGGAGUGGGGAGAAGAGGAGGAGAGGGUCCCUGAGGUAAUAGAAGGGGUGACAGGACCCCAGCCUACAGGAGCUGCUGGGAGCCUACUGUCUGAGGCUUCUGCCCUAUCAUGUACACUCCUGCAUCCCUCUCAUCUGGUCCCUGUGUUCAUUUCUAAACAGUUCCUGGUGCCUACUUUUCAAUUCCUGUGGGACCUAGACUGCAGUAAUUAAGAGGGGUGUGUGUGUGUGUGUGUGUGUGUGUGUGUGUGUGUGUGUUGGUCACAUAUAAGCAUGCACGUGUUUGUGUAUGCUGAGAUGCUUGAAUCAGUGAGACAGACCUCCUUCAUGAUAAGCCCACACUCACAGGAAGGAAGCUGAGGUGCCAGGAAAUUAAGUGACAGGUACAAAGUUCAGCUGUGCAAGAAAUAUCACAAGAAUGUCACUUCUAUUUUGAGCCUCCAUUUUUUUCUGAGUACCAGAAACAAUCUUUUGUUAAUUAGGAUUUAAUAAUUUUCAUCAGGGUCAUAGCUGAGUUCUGAGGGUUUUACAAAAUGCCAAGAUAUUGAUGUUGAAAGGAGCAUUCUCUCUGGCCUCCAGAGAGAAUGGCCUCACCCAUCCACUGAGACUUCCAUCAUCCCAUUUGGUUCCCAGUUAGCAUUCCAGGUAAGUCAUCUGGAUGAGGGAGAGAUCUUGUUCCUAUCUAUAUAACCCUUCUGGUUUGAAGGUCUGUGCCACAUGCAAAGACCUACAAGAUUGUCUAAGGCCUUUGUUAUGUGGACACCAUGAAGCCAUUUCUACUGUGGGGUCCUUUUCUGAGUUUCUCUUGACAAACAAGGCAUAAGUUGCUCUUUUAAAUCCUACAGACCCACGCAGGGGCUUGGCUCAGGGCCCCUCCCUUUGGGAUCUUUUUGUGGCAGUGAUAUCACUUCAUUUCCUCUUCCUUUCUCUUCCUCCAUUUGUUAAUCUUAAGGAGAGGAUGGGGGAAGCCUUAUUGUUACUUGCCAUGUUUUCUCCCAAAUCUUUUAUCUGUGCCUUAAGUUUUUUUCUGUUCCCUUUAGGGACUAAGCUUUUGAUCCUCAAAUGCCAGGAAAAUCUCCCUUUAUCCUCUCCUCCUACAAUCGCAUCUCUUCCUUGGAGUUACUUAGUAGAGAAUGAUGUGGCCAAAUGAAUUGUGAGAAUGAAGAUAUAUGACCUUGGUGUCUGUUCUUACAUCAGAAAUUUUAUUUUCUUUCAAUACUCAUUUGGAUAGAGCCAUGUUACUAAGAUGCUUGAACCCAAUUAGCUGGGAUUCAGGAUAGAGUUAGUGGAAUCCAGAAGACACUGGAAUAGGCAACCGAGCUAGGACACACCUCACUCUGCUAGGAUGGGUUGGAAGGGGCUUCUGGAAAUGAGGGGCUUGAAUGAGGAUUAAAUGAAUUUCUAUAAUGCCAAGAUGUUGGGAGAGUGUUCUCUGAGGUCGCCAAGUCCAUGUUAUAUCCCUUCCACGAGAUUCUUAUCAUUCCAUCUGGUUCCCUUUCAGUAAAAAACUUAGAACAAAGCAUAUUCCCUAGGCUAGUGUGUGACGUGUAUCCAGUAUAUGCUAGUCAAAGGCCGUGGAGUAUUGGGAUGUGGGGGGAGACUGAGGGUGAGACACAGGCAGGAAGGAAAGAUAUUUACUCAGAAAACUGAAGAGUGCAGUGUGUAUGGGCCAUGUUUGUUUGUGUAUGCCUAGGUGCAUUUGUGCGUGAGUGUAGUGGGGUGUUGUUGGAAUGAAGCCAGUGAUGUAGUUGGACAGGUAGGUGGGUUCUGGUCUUUGCUCAAUAGGAAAUGAGGAACUGGCUGGUGCAGGGGACAGGUUUUAGGGAGAGUUUGGAAGAUGAGAGUGCAGUUAUACAACUGUUGCACUAUUUGAGAGAGAAAUAGUAAAAACUUUAUGUGGCAUCAGUAGAAAGGAGGGGACCACUUUAAGAGCUCUUAGGAGAUAGAUGGUGCAGGACUUAAUAACUGAUUGAACAUGUAGGUGGUGAGGUGUGAGAGAAAGUCUAGGAUAACCACUAUGUUUCUUACUUGGGGUGAUGGUGUCACUGAGAUGGUCCCACCACUUGAGGUUGAAAAUGAUUUAAUUUUGGACAUUUUGAGUUUGAGGUGCCUAUAGGUUCAUGGGGGGAGGGGAUUAGCAAUAAAACCAGGCUGGGUAUAGCACUCAAACCAGGCCUAGAGCCCUUGUCUCUCCCCUAGCUUGUCUUAUUGGUGACAGGCCAAGAACCAGACCAGCCCUGCCUUCUAUAAGGAUGGGGCUGUGGUCAGCUGUGUUAGUGCUCAUUUCACAUAUCUUUACACAGCCACACUCUUAAUUCCUGACCACUGGCAACUGCCUGUAGCACAUUCAGCACCACAGAGCUCAAGCCCCAAUGGUGAGCUGCUGGGUGAACAUUUAGUUCAGAAAAACUGCUCCUGGGAAAGCCCUGAGGGCUAUAGAAAUAGGUAAGAUAUGCUGACUUCCAGUCCUGAGGGAACUCAAAUGGUGGUGAAAUCGCACAAAAGAAAGGAUGAAGUACCAAGGGAAAGGUGCCAUAGGAUGUAAAGAGGACAGUCUCAAAGUGCAUCAGAGAAGAUUGCAUGAAAGAGAUGGUGUCUGAGCUGGCUUUGAAAUCUCAUCCCAGGGUGACUGAGAACAGCAGGAGCAAAGACCUGGAGGUGGAGAAAGCGCAGAGGAUGUAGUAAGGGGCCAGCCUGUGUGGAGGGGGAGAGGAAAUCAGGCCAAAGAAGCAGAUGUAGCCAGAUUCUGGGGAACUUGAAGACUAAGCAAAAGAAUUUGAACUUAAUGCUGUGGUGAUGGGGAACCAUGAAAGAUUGUUGAUCACAAGAGUGAUAAAUCAAUUGGGAUUUCACAUUAAAUGGCAAAACCACUA
This is a messenger RNA of Marmota monax (woodchuck), 7863 nucleotides long. It is a transcript of the gene Tmem8b, whose product is annotated as transmembrane protein 8B. The coding region runs from base 2972 to 4411 and encodes 479 amino acids. The record is from RefSeq and is a predicted model, not a curated record. The transcript is spliced from 9 exons. Lineage: Eukaryota; Metazoa; Chordata; Mammalia; Rodentia; Sciuridae. Gene Ontology annotation, cellular component: plasma membrane.